CAAUUCAGCGUUUUCUCUUUCGCACGAUUCAGUUGAGUAAAAAUGGCUCAAAAGACGUGGCAUAUGUUUACAAUAAUAACGUUAAUAUUUACAAUUUUAUCAAUCGCCGGCGAGUCAGCCUCAUCAACAGCGGCACCAUGGUACGAGAAUCUACCAGCAGUGACUAUGGACUACAAAGUUCACAUCGACCCAGGGAAAGAGGACUGUUAUUACCAAUACGUCCAGCCGGGUGCAACGUUUUACGCAAGCUAUCAGGUACUGAAAGGCGGUGAUGGAAUGUGUGGAUUCGCUGUAAGACAUCCAAAUGGGCAACUGGUGCAUCCCUAUGAAUGGCGGCAAAGUGCAGAGUACGCAGACCAGACAAGCACAGGGGGUUAUUAUGCAGUGUGUAUUGACAACCAGUUCUCAAAGUUUGCGUCUAAACUAGUCAAUUUAUACCUGUCUGUGAUUAGAUAUGAUAUGUGGGAGAAAUACGCGAAGGAAGUGGAAGCUCUUGAUAUGAAUAUCAAUAACUUCACAAAUUCCAUUCAAUUUGUGGAGCGGAAUGUCAAUGACAUCCUACAAUACCAAUAUCACUCGAGAGCGAGAGAAUCUCGCGAUUACAACUUAUUGAUGGAUAACAACACUUAUAUACUAAGGUGGUCCUUCAUACAGAUUGUAGCGAUUGCAGCGACAGGCACGCUGCAAGUUUACUUUGUAAGAAAACUCUUCGAAGUCAAGGAUAACUCAUCGAAAACUAGAAUAUAAUUUUCAUUAGAUAUUUUUGUCGCAAAAACAAAGUGCAUUGUUAACUCUUGACUGAAUAACUCAUUCCCUGUUAAUUUUUCUAUUGUCUUUGUCUUAAUUAGAUCUCUAUUUAUUAACUCGCAUUUCGUUACGAGGUAGUUUUAAAGCCAUGAGCGUGAUUUUAUUAUUAAAUAAUAUUUUUUAAAAUCUAUAACUUAGAUCCUUAAGAACUCGUUUUUUUUAAAUACUACUUAACUAGCACUUGAGAACAUCGAGUGUGUAUAGCACCUCUAUUUUUAAUUUUUAAUUCCAAACAUCCUUCAUACAUUUUUCUACUUGUAUCGUCUUUCUAGUCGUUAGGCUCAAAUUACCAGUAUUAAAACACAUAAAUAAAUCAUCAUCUUCAUCAUCAAUAGCUUAUCAAUAUCCUUAUGCUUAAAUCAAAAUUUCCCACCAUGUUGCCACAACGCGGGUCGACGGACAUUAACUAUUAUUUUCACAUGUUAGUGAUAAAAGCCGGACUGAUGGUUUAAAGAACUCCCCGAGCAUAUAUGAAUAGUUAGUAAGAUUUAUGCCAAUAAAAGCACUUAUUCUCAUUCAGUAAUAACUAUACGUAAUCUUGAGGUGUCAUGUCCGAUAAAAUGUUUGCUCAUUCUGUUCAAACACGGGUGACAAUAAUAUCAAUUAUUAUUAUUAUUAAAUUCUUUAUUGCACACACAAAAACAUAAUACAAAGAAACACAUUUACAAAUAAAAAAUAAUAAAA
Pararge aegeria (speckled wood butterfly) is the source of this 1491-nucleotide messenger RNA. It is a transcript of the gene loj, whose product is annotated as transmembrane emp24 domain-containing protein 5. Bases 43 to 747 code for a protein of 234 amino acids. Gene Ontology annotation, biological process: intracellular protein transport; endoplasmic reticulum to Golgi vesicle-mediated transport; Golgi organization. NCBI's taxonomy places the organism in Eukaryota, Metazoa, Arthropoda, Insecta, Lepidoptera, Nymphalidae. The transcript has 4 exons. Gene Ontology annotation, cellular component: Golgi apparatus; endoplasmic reticulum-Golgi intermediate compartment; endoplasmic reticulum. The record is from RefSeq and is a predicted model, not a curated record.